AUGUUGACGAGUAGAGAUCCACCUUUCCAAAUCUAACCAUCAGUAACGAAUAUCAGACCUCCGAUCCACUUCUUCGCUUUCGCCAUAGACUCCUCCAACCUCUCUCUGUGCUCCACAGAUUUUGGGGCAUCGAUUCACAGAUCGGAGAGUUCUCUUCCUUUUCAAGCUUUUCGGCGGUAUUGCGAGGGAAAAGGUGAGCUGCUUUGUUAGAUCUACGCGCCAUUCAGCAACCCAGCAAGAAUGGAGAAAUCUUGUCCACUACUCAUUCACUUUGACAAAGGAACACCAGCUAUUGCAAAUGAAAUCAAGGAAGCUCUUGAAGGCAAUGAUGUGCCUGCAAAGAUUGAUGCAAUGAAAAAGGCAAUUAUGUUGUUACUGAAUGGUGAAACAUUACCUCAGCUUUUCAUCACGAUAGUUAGGUAUGUUUUACCUUCUGAUGAUCACACUGUCCAAAAGCUUUUGCUCAAUUACUUGGAGAUCAUUGAGAAAACCGACUCCAAGGGGAGAGUCUUACCUGAAAUGAUCCUGAUAUGCCAAAAUUUGAGGAACAAUUUACAACAUCCAAAUGAAUAUAUUCGUGGGGUGACAUUGAGGUUUCUUUGCCGCCUGAAUGAGACAGAAAUAAUUGAACCGUUAAUCCCUUCAGUUUUGCAAAACUUGGAGCAUCGACAUCCUUAUAUCAGAAGGAGUGCUAUAUUAGCUGUGAUGUCUAUAUAUAAGCUUCCUCAAGGUGAACAGAUUUUGGUAGAUGCGCCUGAAAUGAUUGAGAAAGUUCUUUCAACAGAGCAGGAUCAAUCAGCCAAGAGGAAUGCAUUUCUCAUGCUCUUUAAUUGUGCCCAGGAUCGAGCUAUCAACUACCUCUUGACUCAUGUUGACAGGGUAGCUGAAUGGGGUGAAUUGCUUCAAAUGGUUGUGUUGGAGUUAAUUCGGAAAGUGUGCAGAACAAAUCGGGGAGAGAAGGGGAAGUAUAUUAAAAUCAUCAUUUCUUUGUUGAAUGCCCCAUCAAGUGCAGUAAUUUACGAAUGUGCUGGUACACUUGUCUCUCUUUCAUCGGCCCCUACAGCUAUAAGAGCUGCUGCUAACACAUAUUGUCAGCUUCUCCAUUCUCAGAGUGAUAACAAUGUGAAGCUUAUUGUGCUUGAUCGGCUGAAUGAGCUCAAGUCUUCCCAUAGAGAGAUUAUGGUUGAUAUGAUAAUGGAUGUGCUUAGGGAACUCUCCAGCCCUAAUCUUGACAUCAGGAGAAAGACACUUGAUAUUGUUCUUGAGUUGAUAACUCCUCGGAACAUUAAUGAAGUCGUCCUCACGCUAAAGAAGGAAGUGGUUAAGACUCAGAGUGGAGAGCUUGAGAAGAAUGGUGAAUAUCGGCAGAUGUUGAUUCAAGCGAUUCAUUCCUGUGCAAUUAAGUUCCCUGAAGUUGCAAGCACAGUUGUUCAUAUUUUGAUGGAUUUCUUGGGAGAUAGCAAUGUCGCUUCAGCUGUUGAUGUGGCCGUUUUUGUCCGAGAGAUUAUUGAAACCAACUCUAAAUUGAGGGUUUCCAUAAUAACAAGGUUGCUGGACACUUUCUACCAAAUUCGAGCUGCCCGGGUUUGCUCUUGUGCUCUUUGGAUAAUCGGAGAGCAUUGCUUGUCCCUUUCAGAAGUUGAAAGUGGCCUAGCAACUAUUAAGCAGUGUCUUGGGGAGUUACCCUUUUUCUCCAUGUCAGAAGAAGGGGAAGCUACUGAUUCUACAAAAAAGGUUCAGCCUGUGAAUUCCAUGGCUGUUUCUUCUAGAAGGCCAGCUAUUCUUGCUGAUGGGACUUAUGCUACACAAAGUGCUGCCUCUGAAAGUGCUUUCUCCCCUCCUACUAUUGUUCAGGGGUCCUUGGCUUCUGGGAAUUUGAGAUCCCUUCUUCUAACUGGCGAUUUUUUCCUGGGGGCAGUUGUGUCGUGCACUUUGACAAAACUUUUACUGAGAUUGGAAGAGGUGCAGCCUUCAAAAGUUGAAGUAAAUAAAGCAACCUCUCAGGCACUGCUGAUCAUGGCCUCCAUGCUGCAAUUAGGUCAAUCUCCAGUUCUUCCGCACCCUAUUGAUAAUGACUCCUAUGAUAGGAUUGUCCUGUGCAUCCGACUUCUAUGCAACACCGGCGAUGAGAUUAGGAAAAUAUGGUUGCAGUCUUGCCGCCAGAGUUUUGUAAAGAUGCUAUCAGAAAAGCAGUUACGUGAAACUGAGGAAUUAAAGGCGAAGGCUCAAGUUUCUUAUGCUCAACCGGACGACCUUAUUGAUUUCUACCAUUUAAAGAGCAGGAAGGGUAUGAGUCAGCUGGAGUUGGAAGAUGAGGUUCAAGAUGAUUUAAAGCGUGCGACUGGAGAGUUUGUCAAGGAUGGGGAUGAUGCAAAUAAGCUUAACCGCAUCCUGCAGCUCACCGGGUUCAGUGACCCCGUAUAUGCUGAAGCUUAUGUAACAGUGCAUCACUAUGACAUAGUGUUAGAUGUCACUGUUAUCAAUAGAACCAAGGAAACACUCCAGAAUUUAUGUUUGGAAUUAGCAACAAUGGGAGAUCUGAAACUCGUUGAGCGUCCACAGAAUUACACCCUUGCUCCCGAAUCAAGCAAGCAAAUAAAGGCCAACAUCAAGGUGUCUUCAACUGAGACUGGAGUCAUUUUUGGAAAUAUUGUCUAUGAGACUUCAAAUGUGCACGAGCGAACAGUUGUUGUUCUCAAUGACAUCCAUAUUGAUAUUAUGGACUAUAUCUCUCCUGCCGUUUGCAGUGAUGCAGCUUUCAGAACCAUGUGGGCAGAGUUUGAGUGGGAAAACAAGGUUGCCGUUAACACUGUAAUUCAGGAUGAGAAAGAAUUCCUUGGCCAUAUUAUUAAAUCCACAAACAUGAAGUGUCUAACAGCACCGUCCGCCCUAGAUGGUGAGUGUGGAUUCCUUGCAGCUAACCUCUAUGCGAAGAGUGUCUUUGGCGAGGAUGCCUUGGUAAAUGUCAGUAUUGAGAAACAGGUGGAUGGGAAGUUGAACGGGUAUAUCAGGAUAAGAAGCAAAACCCAGGGUAUUGCUUUAAGUCUCGGUGACAAGAUAACUCUAAAACAAAAGGGAAGCAGUUGAUACCGAAAUCACAGCUUCAUUUUAUUAUUCUUUACCAUAAAGGUUCCUCAUGUUUAAAUUGAGAGAUUGCUGGCAUUUUGAAGAUCACUCUUUACCUAAAGCAGGUAGUGACAUUGUGGAGAUGGCCUUGGUGUAGUUGCAGGGAUUCUUUUACAGUUAAAAGCGCAUAGAAGGAUCAUCGGAUUCCUACAUUUUGACUUUGUUUAAAACAGUAUUUUGCUUUAAUUUUCUUAUACCACCAUUGAAUGUAAGCUUUGUUGAGCAUGUUAUUGGUAACACUCAGAUGUUUAUGUUUGAAUGACGCGGCAACUUCAAUUUUGAUGUCCAUUUCUGGUUUUAA
Tripterygium wilfordii is the source of this 3427-nucleotide messenger RNA. RefSeq names its product coatomer subunit beta-1-like. Lineage: Eukaryota; Viridiplantae; Streptophyta; Magnoliopsida; Celastrales; Celastraceae. The coding region runs from base 241 to 3087 and encodes 948 amino acids. Gene Ontology annotation, molecular function: structural molecule activity. The record is from RefSeq and is a predicted model, not a curated record. Gene Ontology annotation, biological process: intracellular protein transport; endoplasmic reticulum to Golgi vesicle-mediated transport; intra-Golgi vesicle-mediated transport. Gene Ontology annotation, cellular component: COPI vesicle coat; cytoplasm. The transcript has 6 exons.